Messenger RNA from Geosmithia morbida, 744 nucleotides. Its product is annotated as 2-haloacid dehalogenase. The record is from RefSeq and is a predicted model, not a curated record. Lineage: Eukaryota; Fungi; Ascomycota; Sordariomycetes; Hypocreales; Bionectriaceae. Bases 1 to 744 code for a protein of 247 amino acids. The transcript has a single exon.
AUGGCAGAACAGGCGAAUCACGUCGUGUUCGACGUCGUGGGCACGUGUGUCUCCUUUGACGCUUACUACGAAACGAUAGAGAAUGUCAUGGGUGGCAAGCUACGACAGCACGGAAUGACGGCUAAGCACUUUGGCUUCACGUGGCAGACGGCAGCCGAGCUUGAAUUCACCUUCUUGUCAGUGGCGGGCAGUUACCUGGCGUACAAGGACGUCAUGCGAGGGCUGUUCUACCGCUCACUCUGGAUGGCGGGCGUCGCCAACCCGCGGGCCGUGGCCACCGACGAUGAGCGUGAGGCCUGCAUCCAGGGCUACUCUAGCCUGAAGCUGCGCUCGGACUGCGACGCCUCCUUCCAGAAACUUCGCGAUAACGGUUUCACGGUCUGGUGCUUCACCACAGGCGACAUCCAGCGCGUCAGGGGCUAUUUCGAUCGUGCGUCAGUGAGCCUGCCGGUCGCGAACAUCAUCAGCUCUGACUCGGUAGGCGUCGCUAAGCCAGCUCUGGCGGCAUAUGAGCAUGUGUGGGCACGCCUGGGGAGGGACGGUGCCAAGUGGUUCGCUGCAGCGCACAUGUGGGAUGUGUCUGCAGCGACCAAGGUUGGCUUCAGGGGGGCGUGGUGUUCCGCGCUGGAGAAGGAGCCAUGCCUGGAUGUGUUUCAAAACGCUGAGAUGGAGGUCAUGGCCGACUCUCUGUUGGAGCUGGCCGACGGGAUCAUUAAAAUCUCUCAGAAGAACCUGACAGGAUGA